Molecule: messenger RNA, 501 nt
Organism: Beta vulgaris subsp. vulgaris (sugar beet)
Lineage: Eukaryota; Viridiplantae; Streptophyta; Magnoliopsida; Caryophyllales; Amaranthaceae
Exons: 1
Coding region: 1-501 (166 amino acids)
Source: RefSeq, a predicted model, not a curated record
AUGAUUUCCAAAUUCAAAUUUGGCUUUGUAGAUGGUACGAUUGAGGAGCCAUCGACAAACACAAAUAAGAAAAAGCUUUGGCUAGCUGUGAAUUCCAUGGUGGUCUCGUGUAUUACUAAUACCGUUGAGGAGAGUUUGAGGUCCACUAUCGAAAACUUUGAUAUAGCACAUGAGUUGUGGACUCACUUGAAGAAGCGAUAUUGCGUUGUGAGUGGUACUCGGGUCUGUCAACUCAAACCGGUUUUGAGUGACUGCAAGCAAGGCGUGUCCGAAACCGUCACGGAGUAUGCUGCAAGGCUGUUGAAGGUUUGGAAGGAGGUAGUGCAAUAUUCUCGAGUGCCGCGGUGUACUUGUGGCGGAUGUAAGUGUAAUCUUGCCAAGCAAGUAACUGAUAUUCGUGAAGAUUACCUCCAUUAUUUUUUAAUUUUUGAUGAUCCUUAUGAGGCCAUGCGUGCUCAAUUGUUGGCGCAAAUUCCUUUACCUUAUGUUGAUGAGGCUUAA